Mustela lutreola (European mink) is the source of this 2899-nucleotide messenger RNA. It is a transcript of the gene CCDC89, whose product is annotated as coiled-coil domain containing 89. The record is from RefSeq and is a predicted model, not a curated record. Bases 445 to 1557 code for a protein of 370 amino acids. NCBI's taxonomy places the organism in Eukaryota, Metazoa, Chordata, Mammalia, Carnivora, Mustelidae. The transcript has a single exon.
UUUUAAGGAGCAAACGUGCUUCCACACGACAGUUGGAGUGGGGAGAGGGAGAAAAAAUACGUCCCCGCAGCUUAAUUUGUUUACUCCUCCCAGAAAUUAGGUAGAGUCGGGUUUUCUUCCCCCGAGGCUGUGUGGAAACCCAGUGGGGUUGGCAUAUCCUCUCCGUCCAGUACAGGCAAGAUCCCGGGCUGGAGUUGAGAGCUGAGAGCUGUGAUUGGUGAUUUUUUGAAAAGGCAAGCAUAACCCGACUGGAUUGGUUCUGGACUCCCCCAGACCCCCCUGUUACUUCACAGCAGUCUGGAGACCUGCCCACCAAUCACAGGGCUCCUUACUGGAAAAAACAACUGCUGGAGCGUGCUGGGAGUCCCUAGCAACACCCUGAGAAUUUUGAAUCUGACAGGGAAGGAGUGUGCAGUCAGCCGAUGGUGGAGGAGAGCAGCGUCUAUGCCUCAGGAAGAGGAGCCUCUCAACAUGGAUCCUCCAGCCCCGGAAGAGCCCUUAGAGGAGCAAACCAAAAAACUAGAAAAGCAGGAAGAGGAGAUGGACUUUAAGGAACUGGAUGGUCUCAGGGACGCUUUGGCAAACCUCCGGGGUCUGUCCGAGGAGGAGAAGAGCGAGAAGGCGAUGCUUUGCUCCCGCAUCCAAGAGCAGUCCCAGCUCAUCUGCAUCCUGAAGCGGAGGUCAGACGAGGCCCUGGAGCGCUGCCAGAUCCUGGAGCUGCUCAACACAGAGCUGGAGGAGAAGAUGGUGCUGGAGGCUGAGAAGCUGAAGGCCAAGAGCGCGCACGCCCAGCAGCUGGAGGAACGCUUUAUGACCUUGGCAGCCAACCACGAGUUGAUGAUCCGCUUCAAGGACGAACACAAGAGUCAGAACGUGAAGCUCAGGGAGGAGAAUGAGAAGCUGAGGCUGGAGAACAGCAACCUCUUCAGCCAGGCUCUGAAGGACCAGGAGGCCAAAGUGUCGCAGCUCACCGCGCGGAGCGAGGCCCUGUCCAAGGACCUGGAGACGGUGAAACAGAGAUGCGCUCAGGAGGCCCACCAGGCGCAAACCAGAGAGAAGGAGCUGCUGGAGCUGCAGAGCCAGCGGGCCGGCGCCCACACCAAGGAGGUGGAGCAGCUGCGCAGCCAGCUGCAGAGCCUCAAGCAGAAGCACCGGCAGGCUGUGGAGCAGCUGGCCAAGGCCGAGCAGGCGCACGGCAGCCUGAACCAGGAGCUGCAGGCCAGGCUGCAGACAGUCACUCGCGAGAAAGAUGAGCUGUUGCAGCUGGCCAUGGAGAGAGGCCGGGUGCUUCAGAACAAGCAAGCAGAGAUCCGGCAGCUCGAGGAGAAGCUGGAGACAGCCGAAGUGGCCCGGAGGCAUGCCCUGGAGAGGUUCGAACAAGAGGCAGUGGCCGUGGACAGUAACUUGAGAGUCCGAGAACUUCAGCGCAGGGUCGACGGGAUCCAGAAGGCCUAUGAUGAACUCAGGCUGCAGUCUGAAGCCUUCAAAAAGCACAGCCUGGAUCUUUUAAGCAAGGAGAGAGAGCUCAAUGCCAAACUCCGCCAUCUCUUUCCAUAGGAAGCUUCUGUUUCCUAUUUCCUCUAAUUUAGAAUUUAACUUUGUGCCUUAGCAUUAUGACAAGAGUAAAGUUGGUUUUCCAUUUAUUAUACUUUUAAGCACAAAAGAGAAUUCAAAGAAAAGCUAUUUUACUGUGGUGAUGUGGUUGUUAACUGUUGUAAGGCUAGCACUAACUUUCAGCCCUACCACCUAAAAUACACACGGCAUACCAGGUGUCUUUCUGUGCCUUGGAAUUCCUCCUAAGUUUGCUAUCAUUAACUCCAUCUUCCCCAUAAUUUAUUCAUUCUCAAUCCCAGAUAUCUUCAGAUAGCCCGAGACUUUAAAUUAGCAGCUCCUGUGGACUUAAAUCUUAAAAGUGCAAGGAGAUGUACUAUUGUGAAAACAGUUUUGCAUAGUUCCCCCUUGUAGCUAGGCAGGUCUGUAGUCUCCCUUAGUUGAAAAUAGAAACUCUGUUUAAUAGCAUAGAGAGCUUGCAGAAGAAAGUGUCCAAUUUUGCAACUGACAAACAAUUGCUUGCUUCACCUGCUUUACAGCAGUAUCCUUUUGAUUUUUAUUUUACUUGUACUAGCUUGGAAAAACAAAGAUUGAAAUCAUUAAAUUUUUCACCAAAAUGGGCAAACUUUAUUACAGUCAUUCUAUAUGAGCAGUAAGAUUCAAAUAAGUGAAAUCAUCCAGUGUUUAUGUUUCCUGCAAGCUUAGAUCACAUUCCAUUUUCUUGCUUUUUUUUUUCCUUAAUAAAAACAGGAUUUAGUGGUGCAAGUAUGCAAGUAUCAGUAUGCAUAAUAUGCUAAUAGGCAAAAGGCCCCAAUUUAGGGUAACAAGUCAGAGCAGACCAGCUAUGAUACAUAAAGCAACACAUAGUGAUUGUUUUGUUUCUAUUAGCAUUAUUUCCUUGCAAUUACCUUUUCCUUUUUAAUUUUUUAAAACUUCCUUAUUUAAAAAAACAUCUAAAUGAAAUAUAUAUGUAUAAUUACAGCAUGGUUUGUAGGAAUACCUAAAUAUCUAGCUAUUUAAAAACAUUAUAGUUAUUACAUCUAUUUAUAGAAAGUUUUUAAAGAGGCAAUUAUAAAAAACACUUUAUGCUUCCUUAUUUCUGUAUUUUUAGUCAAUACAUAAACAUUAUAAAUAUCUCUCAAAAUAGAUUGUAAUUCUGUAUUUUUCUUACCCAUUUGGUGCCAAGGGUCCCAAGAGUUACCUAAUAAUUUGGAUGUAUUAACUAUACUUGGUAUCUUUUUGAUAAACAAUUUUUGAGGGUUACUCUACCUCGGGCAGUUUUUUAAACCUAUUUUCUCACAGUCCUAUUAAGAUUGUGGUAUUAAAUACAAAUUCCAAGAAACCAUGA